Lingula anatina is the source of this 937-nucleotide messenger RNA. Its product is annotated as steroid receptor RNA activator 1. The record is from RefSeq and is a predicted model, not a curated record. Gene Ontology annotation, biological process: regulation of transcription by RNA polymerase II. Gene Ontology annotation, cellular component: nucleus. Lineage: Eukaryota; Metazoa; Brachiopoda; Lingulata; Lingulida; Lingulidae.
UGACAUACAGAAGAGACUCGCCAUGUUUGAAGACUGGUGGCAGAAGGGCAAACUGUCACAACCGGUGAAGACACGAAUGGCACAGCUAUCGCAAUGUCUAGAGAGAGGUAACUGUGAUAUGGCUCAUGAGUUGCAUCUAGCAUUGAUGAUAGACUAUGCAGGAGAGGUUGGACAGUGGAUGGUGGGGAUAAAAAAACUUAUCCAAGAAACCAGAAAUUUAAAAACAACAGAAGAGAAAGAUGAAUCUGAGGUACAAUCAGCUGCAGUAGUGAGCAAUCCUGCAGUGCCAGUUUUCUCACCAGAGGGCAAUCCUGUGGUUCCUUUCAGUCCACCAGAGGGCAGUGUUGCAUUAAGCGAUGACCAAUCACAAACUCCACUUGACAGCAGUGCUCCUCAAACUGACUCCCAAGAAAAUUCAGAUCAACAGUCUGCUGAUAGUUCUAGCAACACACAAACUUAGAUUCUCCAUUGUAGAUGUUUUUAAAGAAAACUUAGGCGCAAGUGCCUCAUACGACAUACAUAAUGGAAUCUUGAUAUGUUUUAACUUGAAGGAAAAUUGAUCUCAAUGUUGAUGUUGCGCUGUUGGUGUACUUGUAGAUAAACCUUAUAGAUAAGCUAUUAUUAAGAAUGUGCAUCACCUUUUGAGAUCAUCUGUGAUAGCCAAAAAUGAAGAUGUCGUGUGAUGCCAUUAGUGACUAGAAAUUGUGCAAUAGCUGUGAGGUGGGGUUAAAAAAUUCAGCGAUAAAAGUGAAAAAUCUGUGUGCUGGUAAUGUUGACUUUAAGAGUGAUAUGAAAGUGACACAUAAAAUAUAGUGGAUUUGUAAUGUUGUGUAAUAGUGCAUAACUUAACAGUCCUAAAGAGAAGACACCUAGAAAAAUAUCCAUGGAUAAAGUACACUGUAUGUCAGUUUAUAAAUUUAUUAUAUUUUUAUAUGCA